This is a messenger RNA of Gossypium raimondii (Peruvian cotton), 1398 nucleotides long. Its product is annotated as vacuolar-processing enzyme. Gene Ontology annotation, molecular function: cysteine-type endopeptidase activity. NCBI's taxonomy places the organism in Eukaryota, Viridiplantae, Streptophyta, Magnoliopsida, Malvales, Malvaceae. The record is from RefSeq and is a predicted model, not a curated record. Gene Ontology annotation, biological process: vacuolar protein processing. The coding region runs from base 1 to 1398 and encodes 465 amino acids. The transcript is spliced from 9 exons.
AUGACUACUCUCGUGGCCGGUGUUCUUCUUCUUCUUUUAUCGGUGACCGGAAUCGUUACAGCCCAGAGAGAUGCCACCGGGGACGUCCUACGGUUAGUAUCGCCCGAAGCUUAUAAGUUCUUCCAUCAAAGCGACGAUGGUAGAGUUGGUGGUUCCAGAUGGGCGGUCCUGAUAGCUGGAUCUCGUGGAUAUGAGAAUUACAGGCAUCAGGCUGAUGUUUGUCAUGCUUAUCAACUCCUGAGGAAGUGUGGUCUGAAAGAUGAAAAUAUAGUUGUCUUUAUGUAUGAUGAUAUCGCUUACAAUGAAAAUAACCCCAGGCCUGGAAUCAUCAUUAACAGUCCUAACGGCUCUGAUGUUUAUCAUGGAGUUCCAAAGGAUUAUACAGGAGACGAUGUCACUGUCAACAACUUUUUCAAUGUUAUCCUCGGAAACAAAGCUGCUAUCACAGGCGGUAGUGGGAAGGUCGUUAAUAGUGGCCCUAAUGAUCAUAUCUUCAUAUUCUACAGUGACCAUGGUGCUUCCGGUGUGCUUGGGAUGCCUGACGAUAGUUAUAUUUAUGCUAACGAUCUUAACUGGGUUUUAAGGAAAAAGCAUGCUUCAGGAACUUAUAAAAGCUUGGUAUUCUAUAUUGAAGCUUGUGAGUCGGGAAGUAUCUUCGACGGUCUUCUUGAUCCCAAAGGUUUGAAUAUCUAUGCGACCACAGCGUCGAAUGCAACAGAGAGUAGCUGGGCAACCUAUUGUCCUGGAGGCCAACCAAGUGCUCCCCCAGAGUACGAUACCUGUUUGGGUGACUUAUAUAGUGUUGCUUGGAUAGAAGACAGUGAAGCACAUGAUCCGCGGACAGAGACUUUGCAGCAACAAUAUCAAAAUGUAAAGAAAAGGGCAACCACCUCUCAUGUCAUGCAAUACGGUGACAUUGUGCUUAGCCUGGACCAUCUCUCUGUAUACUUUGGUGAAAAUACUGCAAAAUAUAACUUGCAGCCACCAACAACAGCUAUUAACCAGCGCGAUGCCGAUCUUGUCCAUUUUUGGGAGAAGUAUCGCAAGGCACCUGAAGGCUCUGCUAAGAAGGCUGAAGCUCAAAAGCAGCUCGUCGAAAUCAUGUCUCAUAGAAUGCAUAUAGACACCAGUGUGAAACUCAUCGGCAACCUCUUAUUCGGAACCGAAAUAGGCCCAGAUGUUUUGAACGUCGUUCGACCAGCUGGACAACCUCUUGUCGAUGAUUGGAAAUGCCUUAAGGAAAUGGUGAAAACUUUCGAAACACACUGUGGAAAGCUGGCCCAGUAUGGGAUGAAAUACAUCCGUUCCUUCGCAAACAUCUGUAAUGCUGGAAUUCAGAUCGAACACAUGGCUGAAGCAUCGGCACAAGCCUGUGUCGGCAUUCAUGCCGAUCAUUGA